AUGCGUCUCCACCCUCUCAGCACACUCCAUCUAUCUCUACACCUCUACCUCCAUCUGCCCUACGUGCUCUCGCAAUCCACAAACACCACCUCCCUCACAGCCCCCGCCCUCGUCACAAACAACAACCGCACCGUGAUCCAAUGCUGGCGCCUCCGCAUUCCGUUCCAGACCUCGUCCACGCCAGGCGUCGUUGGCGCAAAGGCGGCUACAGUCGCCAACGUGACCAAUAUGGCUUACACUGUCCUGCCACCUCGCUUUGAUGGCGGACUGCACAGAGCACCCGCUCCGCAGAUCGUGCACUUCGUUUCGGGACUCGCUCACAUCACUUUGCCGGAUGAUCCAGACCGGGAUCUGUGGCUGGUGGGCGGCGUUGGGGGUUUGCUGCUUGCCGUUGACACAACCGGCACAGGGCACAUAACACGGUACCCAAGUGACCAGCACACGGUAGGUCUCCUCGCGCCGUUUGAGGGUGGGAGGGUGCCAGAAUACGAGGUCGUCAAAAAUGGGGGAUGUGAGGGAGUGCAGACAUUUCCUUAG
Molecule: messenger RNA, 537 nt
Organism: Ascochyta rabiei
Lineage: Eukaryota; Fungi; Ascomycota; Dothideomycetes; Pleosporales; Didymellaceae
Exons: 1
Coding region: 1-537 (178 amino acids)
Source: RefSeq, a predicted model, not a curated record